GUUUAUCGACAUGGAUACUACUAUCGUUUUGCGCGGAUCCACCAAGUUCACGCUCCCCGGAGACCUGUUCGAAUCGGCUAUGGACAGAUUCGACUCCCUCGUCGAGACCGGCGAGAUCCUCUACAGCCCAUCGGAACCUGAUCGCAUCGAGCACGACGGAUUCGAGGUAAUUUUCGAAUUCCGCAUCGUCCCGGCCAUGGGCUCGAAGCCGCUGCUCGCCGCCGACGAUCCCGGCCGCUCCCAGGCCCAAGGCCCCUUCGUCAACCCAGAUCCCGCGUUCGUCCUGGCCAACGUCGGCACAGACCACGUCUUGGAGCUUAACAAAUUCUGCGUUUUUCGGCCCAUGCUCAUCCUGCAUACCCAUAAAUACGUCCCACAGGAGGACGAUUUGGACGCGUCCGACUUGGCGGCAGCAUGGGCGACGUUGGCGACUAUCAAUGUCGAGGUGCCACAUAUUGCGCUCUACAACUGCGGCGUUGAUUCGGGCUCGUCGCAAGGGCACAAGCAUCUUCAGCUCUGGCCGCACCUAAACCUGAAGGAUAAGAAAGCAUUCUACCUGCCGCCGGAUGGGAAGGACCUGCCUUUCGAUACCCCGACUGUGCUUCCAGACUUGCCGUACCAACAUUGGGUCGUUGGCAUCCCCCGUUCCGCUAAGCCGGUUGACAUCAUCGAGUCCUACUAUCUGCUGCUCAGGAAGACGAGAGAGGCUUUGGGAAAGGAAGACGAUGAGGCUGCAGCCUACAACUUACUCUUCACCGCAGUCUGGAUGAUCAUUAUCCCUCGCACCCAGAAGGGCUGCAAGGGCCUCAACGCUAACGGCGCGGGUAUGCUUGGCUUGGUGUGGGUGAAGGAUGCGGAGGAGCGUGAGGAGUGGACGAAGCAUGGCAUGACGGAGCAUCUCACACGCUUGGGACUGCCUGUUGAGAAGUGAUUGUAUGGUUCUACGGGGUGAAUAGGAUACCUGAUUCUGGCUAUGGUGUCAAGUAUGUGCAGGAAUACCAAAUAGACUUUACAAAUUCCU
Mytilinidion resinicola is the source of this 1021-nucleotide messenger RNA. RefSeq lists its product as uncharacterized. Bases 11 to 931 code for a protein of 306 amino acids. Gene Ontology annotation, biological process: nucleotide metabolic process. The transcript is spliced from 3 exons. Gene Ontology annotation, molecular function: ATP binding; ATP:ADP adenylyltransferase activity. NCBI's taxonomy places the organism in Eukaryota, Fungi, Ascomycota, Dothideomycetes, Mytilinidiales, Mytilinidiaceae. The record is from RefSeq and is a predicted model, not a curated record.